GCUUGAAGCAGCAUUGAUUUUGUGAUCCUCUGUAGAAAGCAUUGUCUUUUCACUCUGUUUUUCGACAUAUUCAUCGUGGUGUGGAAUAAAGCAGCAUUCUCCCACAAGCGUAUGUGUUGGAAAGAGUUUAUCUGUCUGUCUAACUUUGGGAAGAGUGACGCCAUUGUGAGGGCAGAACAGUGAAAAGACAUACUCAACAGUGAUUACAACAACAGUCAAUUAUCUUCCUUCUUCUCAAACAAUCUACAGUAAAAUGCUAUCAAAGGAAAACAUAAGCCUUGCAACCAGAUCAGUGUGUUCACAUUCACACAAUUCAUCAAGAUCAACACAUUCAAGAAGAUCAGCAGCCAGUCUUAUAGCAAUAGAGGCUCGAGCCAAAGCUGAAGCUGCCCGAGCGAGAGCAGCAUAUUCUCAAAGAGAGAUUGAAAUUAAAGUAAAGAAAGCUCAACUACAGGUAGAAGAGACACGCUUAGAGGCUACAUUAGAAGCACUCCAGCAAGAGAAAGAGGCAGAAGCUGCCUUAGCUGAAGCUACAGCAUAUGAAGCCAUUGAUGGAGCUGACAUAGAAAAGUCAUCUGAAAAUGAAUGUAAACAAAAGAGCUCAACUUUCUAUGCACUUAAGCGGACUGAUGAAUAUGUUCAGGAUCAAAAUGCUUACAAAAACAAGCAUCAUCAAGCUUCAAAACAUACACCACUACGUCAGUCGGCUGACAGAGAACAGCAAAAUGCUCUUCCAUCUCAUAGGCAGUCUAUUCAGUAUUCUCAAGAAACACCUCAGCAUGUCAAUUCAUACAGUGAGCCACUCUUUCAGUCACAGAACACACAUGACAGUAUUCGAGUACCUGAAAAAGAAGAAAAUAUUCAUUACACUCACCCAUCAAAUUACUGUAACUCAAACAGGAAUUACUCACCUGAUGUGGGAAAUGAGCCACAUGCUGCAAAACCUGAAAACUCAGAGAUAUUAAAUUUAGCCAAGUUCUUAGCACGCAGAGAUCUGCUCACUGCUGGACUCAUAAAGUUUGAUGACAAGCCAGAGAAUUACUUGGCAUGGAAAUCAACAUUCUCAAAUGCAAUAGAAGACCUGAACUUAAAACCUUCUGAAGAGCUCGACUUGCUGACUAAGUGGCUUGGUCCAGAAUCAGCCGAACACGCUCGCCGAAUAAGAUCAGUUCAUAUUAACUAUCCUGCAGUCGGGCUCAGUAGAAUUUGGGAAAGACUGGAACAGUGCUACGGCUCUGCAGAAGCUAUAGAGUCAGCACUCCUAAAUAAAGUUGACUGCUUUCCUAGAAUCUCUAAUAGGGACCCACAGUGUCUCAGGGAACUAGCAGAUUUACUGUCAGAGAUUGAAUCUGCCAAAAUGGAUGGAUACUUACCUGGUUUGUCUUACCUGGACACUGCACGAGGCAUUGCCCCUAUACUUGAGAAGCUGCCAUUUGCCCUCCAGGAGAAGUGGAUGCGACAAGGGUCUAGAUAUAAGCAAGAACACAAUGUCAGCUUUCCUCCCUUCUCAUUUUUCUCCACCUUCAUCAGAAAUGAGGCUCAUAUGAGAAAUGACCCCAGUUUUAAAUUCAAUCUGCCAAACACAAUGCAACCCACAGGACAGAAGUUUUCCUCCAGAGAAAAAAGACUACCUGUUGCUGUGCACAAGACUGAAGUAGAGCAUGGAAUUCCUACAGUAAAAUCUAAGCUGGUUGGAGAAGACUUCAGCAAACAGUGUCCAAUUCAUAAAAAACCACACCCGCUCCACAAAUGCAGAGGCUUUAGGGAAAAACCCAUAGAUGAGCGCAAAGCCUUUUUAAGGGAACACGCUAUAUGUUUCCGCUGCUGCUCUUCAACAUCUCACCAAGCCAGGAAUUGUACCUCAACCAUUCAGUGUUCAGAAUGUGACAGUGAAAGACACAUAGCAGCCCUUCAUCCUGGUCCAGCGCCCUGGUCUAAAAAUGAAACGGUCAGACCUGUGAUACACCAUGGCGGGGAGGAUGAUGAAAAAACCAUAACAACUGUCGCCACAUCCAGCUGCACAAAGGUCUGUGGUAAUGGUUUCAGAGGAAGAUCAUGCUCCAAGAUCUGCCUAGUUAAUAUAUAUUGUAAAGAUCAUCCUCAAAUAAAGUUGAAAACCUAUGCUAUUCUAGACGACCAGAGUAACAAGUCUUUAGCAAAAUCCACCUUCUUCGACAAAUUUAAUGUCAUUGACCAUGCAUCUCCUUACACACUGAAGACAUGUACAGGUACAUCAGAAAUCUUAGGACGCAGAGCAAAGGGUUUCAUUAUAGAAUCAAUCAAUGACGGUGCCAGUUUUACACUUCCCACACUUAUUGAGUGUAAUGAACUUCCCGACAACAGAGCUGAAAUCCCUACUCCUGAUGCUGCUUGGAACCAUGCUCACCUGAAAUCAGUAGCUCAUAAGAUACCUCCACUUGACCCUGACGCUGAGAUUCUUCUUCUUCUUGGAAGAGACAUCAUUGAAGUGCACAAAGUAUUGGAACAGCGCAAUGGUCCUCGACAUGCUCCUUUCGCUCAGAAGUUAGCUUUGGGAUGGGUAGUAAUAGGAGAUGUUUGUCUAGAUGGUGCCCACAAACCAUGCAAAGUUAAUACUUUCAAAACAAGCAUUUUCAUGAAUGGACGCCCAAGCCAAACGGAACCCUGUGAAAAUAAUAUACAAAUCAAAGAGAAGUUUUGCCAUUACAAUGAACAUCUGACUUCACUGGCACCAUCUUUGAAACUACAAUUUACAACAACACACACAAAGAGCAAUACAACAGAAAUCUUUCAGUCCACAAAAGAUGAUGACAAAUUAGCACCAUCAAUGGAAGAUCUCGUCUUUCUGAAGAUGACGCAAAAAGAAGUAUAUCAAGACGAAUCAAACAGCUGGGUUGCUCCACUUCCCUUUCGCGGCCCACGUCAAAGACUUCCUAAUAACAGACAACAAGCAAGUAACCGGCUCCAAUCACUCACACGUACACUGAAAAAACACCCACGCACGAAGGACCAUUUUCUGGAGUUCAUGACUAAGAUGUUUGAAAACAGGCAUGCAGAACCUGCACCACCUCUUUCCAAAAAUGAAGAGUGCUGGUACCUUCCAAUCUUUGGGGUCUAUCACCCACAAAAACCAGAUCAAAUUAGAGUUGUCUUUGAUUCCAGUGCUCAAUAUCAUGGAGUAUCUUUGAAUAGUGUACUCCUUACUGGGCCCAACAUGAAUAACAGCCUGCUUGGAGUGUUGCUGCGCUUCAGAAAAGAAAAGGUUCCCAUAACAGCCGACAUCCAGCAAAUGUUUCAUUGCUUUGUAGUCAGAGAAGACCACCGCAACUUCUUAUGUUUCCUCUGGUACCGUAAUAAUGACCUAGAAAAUGAAGUUGUGGAAUUCAGAAUGCGAGUGCAUGUCUUCGGCAACAGUCCCUCACCAGCUGUGGCUAUGUAUGGGCUCAAGAAAGCUGCCUUGGAAGGGGAGAAGGAACAUGGUUCAGAUGUAAAACAGUUCAUUGAGAGGAACUUUUAUGUCGAUGAUGCUUUGGUAUCCCUACCUACCAAACAUGAAGCCAUCACACUCCUUAGAAAUGCCCAAGCCAUUCUGGCAGCUUCAAAUCUUCGCCUACACAAGAUAGCCUCAAACAGAAUUGAAGUAAUGAGAGCAUUCCCUCUGGACGAUUUAGCAGAGAACCUAAGGGACUUAAACCUUGCUGUUGACCUUUCUCAUAUGCAGAGAAGCUUAGGGGUUGGCUGGGAUGUUUCAAAAGACAACUUCACCUUUCAGGUACCAGAUGAUGAGAAACCUUACACAAGACGUGGAAUCUUGUCUACAGUGAACAGUCUAUUUGAUCCAUUUGGAUUUGUAGCACCUGUAAUCAUUAAAGGUAGAUCUUUAAAUGGCUGCACUUGGAGUUUCAACCCACCACACUCAUCACACAUGGGAGGCAGCUGGGAACGCAUGAUAGGCAUCACCAGGCGGAUCCUUGAUGCUAUGUUAAUGAAUAUCAGUCAAGUAAAAUUUACCCACGAAGUCCUCAUCACAUUCAUGGCAGAGGUUUCAGCUAUUGUAAAUGCUCGUCCAUUAACACCAGUAUCAACGGAUCCAAACAAUCCACUCAUCCUAUCCCCAGCAACACUUCUCACACAAAAGACUGGCACACUUCCACCUCCAAAUGGCAACUUCAAUGAAAGGAACCUCUACGUUUGCCAGUGGAGACAAGUUCAAAGUUUGGCCAACACCUUUUGGCAUCGAUGGAGAAGGGAGUAUUUAAGCACUCUUCAAAAUCGGAGAAAGUGGCAAAGAGAAGAACGUAACCUUCAACCUGGAGACGUAGUCCUCCUCAAGGAAGGUCAAGUUCAAAGAAAUGACUGGCCCAUGGGCAUUAUACAAAAGAGUUUCCCAGGUAAUGAUGGAAGAGUCAGGAAGGUUGAAGUUAAGACAAUUAAAACUGGAAUACCAAAGGUCUACUUACGUCCCAUCUCCGACACAGUCCUUCUCCUGCCGUCAAAGAUGGAAUAAGAGGUGUCGUGUUCAAUGAUGACAUCCUACGGAUGCCAGGCGGGGAGUGUUCUGGAUCAUUCAUUAAUCUUUAAUAUUUGCUAUUGAUUUAAUACUAAUACAUAGUAGCUUUCUUUAAAAAAUACAGUUAAGGAUGAACAGUUAAAUUCAGUUAAUUGCAUCAAUCAAAUGUAGAACAACACAGAAGGAGCUUGAAGCAGCAUUGAUUUUGUGAUCCUCUGUAGAAAGCAUUGUCUGUAAGUUUGUGAUUCAUUUUUAUUCAGUUUGUUAAAGUUACUAUUUAUAAAGCUAAGUAAUGUGGAAUUUCAGAUAUUUUACAAAUAUAUACUAUGAAUUCAUGUUAGUGUUGUUUUUGGAGAUAACUAAGUAGUUCUAUUGUAUUUACAUCUCCUUUCUGUAGUUUCACUCUGUUUUUCGACAUAUUCAUCGUGGUGUGGAAUAAAGCAGCAUUCUCCCACAAGCGUAUGUGUUGGAAAGAGUUUAUCUGUCUGUCUAACUUUGGGAAGAGUGACGCCAUUGUGAGGGCAGAACAGU
Messenger RNA from Misgurnus anguillicaudatus (oriental weatherfish), 5020 nucleotides. The record is from RefSeq and is a predicted model, not a curated record. Lineage: Eukaryota; Metazoa; Chordata; Actinopteri; Cypriniformes; Cobitidae.